Xylaria bambusicola is the source of this 1275-nucleotide messenger RNA. RefSeq lists its product as uncharacterized. The transcript is spliced from 2 exons. Gene Ontology annotation, cellular component: mitochondrion. Bases 194 to 1123 code for a protein of 309 amino acids. NCBI's taxonomy places the organism in Eukaryota, Fungi, Ascomycota, Sordariomycetes, Xylariales, Xylariaceae. The record is from RefSeq and is a predicted model, not a curated record.
UCACCCCCGAAAAAUAAUAUAAUUUUCUGAUUCCAAUGGGCCGCAAAGUGUCUUGGUCUCUUGCCGCUCUUUCUCCCGACCACGGGUACAGUUAGGAUUGCACUUUUGGACCUUGGCAGUGUCGUUCAAUUGAUACCUAGACGGCUUUCCUUGGAGAACGACGGUCAGACUUCGAAGCGACCCCGACUUAAUCAUGAAGACCAACAGUGCUUCUGACCUACCUGAGCCAGUGCCGCCGCCUGGUCUACCGCUAGAAGCAAAACCUAUCCCGAUAUCUCCCAAACAACAGACCGUUGAUAUGCCCUCAAAGGUGUCCGACCAAUGGAAUACGAGAAACCUAGGCCUCCGGCUCGGCGCAGAUGCUCUGAGUGCUACGUGCGCGGCGUCCUUGAUAGCGCCUCUUAUUUCUAUCAUUGACAGGUCCAUUAUGGAAAAUACAUCGGGCAGAAGCACCCUAACGGAAAGCAUCAAGACCUCUCUACGCGCUCUAGUUACCCGUCCUCACAUAAUGCUAUUUUCGCGACCGGUGGCGCUCAUCUUCAUGCUGUAUGGUGGCACGUAUCUGACGGCGAAUACGCUCGACACAGUCUCUUCAACAAUGCGCGGCAAGCCCGCCACAUUUGUAUCUUCAGGAACGGAGAAGUUUGCCGCGUCCUCAGCUGCCAAUGUCGGACUCUGCAUAUACAAAGAUCAGGUAUAUGUCAGGCUUUUUGGACCGGGAGGUCCGCCACGUCCCGUACCGCUGCCCACGUACGGACUCUUCGCACUGCGUGACUGCUUGACGAUCUUUGCGUCCUUCAAUGUGCCACCGCUGCUUGGUCCUGUUGUAUCGGAGCGUCUGAGUGCCGAAAUGCGCCGGAGAGUCAGUGGCGAAACUAUCGCUCAGUUUGCAGCACCAGCCGCCGUUCAAUUGUUCUCAACCCCUAUACAUCUUCUAGGAUUGGACGUUUAUAAUCGUCCUACUGGUGUCGGUGGUAUUUCGUGGGCUGACCGUUGGACAUUGAUAAGGAAGAAUUGGCUGAUCAGCUGUGCUGCCAGAGUUGGUCGAAUUGUUCCGGCUUUCGGACUUGGAGGCACAGUUAACAUGAAGAUUCGCAGGAACUUGAUGGAGAGGCUCUCGUAGUGGAUAAACUAUUAUAGACUCAUGUUGGCUAAUGCCACAUGUCUAAGAUUUAUAGAACUGUACAAUUUUCUCGGGAUCUGGUGCUAAGGGAGCAGAUAGCCGAACUCAUAGCCAGACUGUUUGGAUAUUAGGAUUUCUGAUUCAAGCGAUGU